AUGUCAUCUUUUAUUUGGUAUACAACGGGGCCUUAAGCCCAAGGAGCCAUGUUUCAUCUUAAAUGGAGUUAAAUAAAGGUUUUGAUCUACCAAAAAAGAGAAGGUUUUGUUCAUAGUUUAAUAGCGUUUUUCUUUCAUGUUUCAUUUGAAGUUGUUUUCCAACCUGAAUUCCUUGCAAUUAGUGUUACUACAUUUGGUACCCAAAAAUAAAAUUCAUACGAGAAAGGAUCCUAAGGUCCAACUCAAGUAUAAAGAAAACCCAAGGUUGAAUCCAACGAAGUAGGCCCAAUCUUAUAAAACGUGAGCACCGAAAGGGAAAAAAGAAAACAUAUCCAAUUGGCGAUCUACAUUACCAUGUCGAAUCAGCCACACUAUCAGAAAAUAAAAAGUGAAAAAUGAAAGAUUUCUCAUUAUCAUAUAUGAAAGGCACAAGUCACUUGUGAAAAAGCAAGAAGCCAAGGUGUUUGAAGAGUGAUAAACCAAUGCAAAGAUCCGAAUAUAUAUCAUCACAAAAGGGAAUAUCACAUGCAUAUGGCAAUACAAUACACUGAUGGGUGAUGAUGAUGAUGAUGGAGAGGUUUGGAUGGACGGUUGAUGUUUGAUUCUUUUCAAUCACAAACAUAGCCAACACAUAUGCCACUAUACUUACUCAAAGCCAAAUCAAAGAAGAAAGGGUUUCUUAUCUGCUUCUGCUUCUGCUACUACUUCUUCAAUGGACAUGAUGAUGAAUAUUGACGAAUCCAACAACAACAACAACAACAACAUGAUGAAUAGUGAUAGUAAUAAGUUUCUUUCGUCUAUUAUGGCUACUGUCAUCAACAAGAACACCAACAAUUCUUCUUCUUCUUCACCUUCUACCUUCAACAUGCCUCAUCAUCAUAACUAUACCAGCCACCACCAGCAACAACAACAAACCGCCACAAACACCAACAGCAACGGCGCCGGAAGUAGUAGUGUACAAGUUAGGGAUAAGAUCAUGGCACAUCCUCUCUUCCCUCGUCUCUUAUCUUCUUACCUUAAUUGCUUGAAGGUUGGAGCACCUCCAGAAGUGGUGGGUAGGUUAGAGGAGUUAUGUGGAAAGUGUUCAUCAUCAUCAUCAUCAAGAAGAUCAGAUAGUAAUUCAUGCAUAGGUGAAGAUCCAGGGCUUGAUCAGUUCAUGGAGGCAUAUUGUGAGAUGCUCAUUAAAUAUGAGCAAGAGAUUUCUAAACCCUUCAAAGAAGCCAUGCUCUUCUUCUCAACAAUUGAUUCCCAGCUUAAGGCCCUUUCUCUUUCACCACAUUUUGGUACUAAUCAUCAAAGUGAAUCAUCAUCAUCUUUACUACAAAAUGAGGUUGAUGUGCUUGAUGAGAACAACAACAAUAAUAGGAACAUGGAUACAAGUCAAGCUGAAGAAGACAGGGAACUAAAGAUCCAGCUUCUGAAGAAGUACAGUGGAUAUCUUGGUGGACUCAAGAAGGAGUUUCUCAAGAAGAAAAAGAAUGGAAAGUUGCCAAAAGAAGCUCGUCAGCAGCUUCUUGAUUGGUGGAACAGACAUUACAAAUGGCCUUAUCCUUCGGAAUCCCAGAAACAGGCACUAGCAGAAUCAACAGGGCUAGAUUUGAAGCAGAUAAACAAUUGGUUCAUCAAUCAGAGGAAACGCCAUUGGAAGCCUUCUGAGGACAUGCAAUUUGCUGUUAUGGAUGCAACUAACCACUACAUGGAAACUAUCAUGUGCAAGCCAUUUCCCAUGGAUACCAUGCCUAUUCUAUUUUAAGUUUUUAACUAUGCAAAUGCAUAUGCUAUAUAUAUAAUAUAUAGUAUUUAUAGCUUGUAUGAACUUUUAACUGUU
Molecule: messenger RNA, 1828 nt
Organism: Arachis duranensis
Lineage: Eukaryota; Viridiplantae; Streptophyta; Magnoliopsida; Fabales; Fabaceae
Product: homeobox protein knotted-1-like LET6
Exons: 6
Coding region: 713-1753 (346 amino acids)
Biological process (GO): regulation of DNA-templated transcription
Cellular component (GO): nucleus
Molecular function (GO): DNA-binding transcription factor activity, RNA polymerase II-specific; DNA binding
Source: RefSeq, a predicted model, not a curated record